CGCAACUGUUGCGGUGUAAACUCUAUUCCUACAAUGAGUCAGAGCUUCGACUGGAACUACCCAGGCCUAAACUGGUCUCAUUUUCACUCUCUUGCGAACCUCCUUUCGCUUCGAAAUGGCGGCCAGGCCGAGCCUUCUUCGUUAUCUGAUAGGGUGCUCGAAGAAGACUGGGAUCCCGAUGACGAUGGAGAUGGAAAUACGCCUAGCAUGGAUACUAGACUCGCUAAUCAGAUAUCGGACUCGGAGCAUGAGAGGCUUAAACGAAGGUUUCUUGAUUGUUUGGCUGAAUUCGCGGCUAACAAGAAAGGCGGAACAGCAGUUGCUUGCUCCGCCAUGAAGGAGGCUGAAGACAAUGUCGCCAUCUGGAUUGCUCGUAAUGAAGGCUUCUCUGAUGCGGAUAAGCCUACGUUUGAUAAAUUAGGAAAGGUGCUGGGUUCGUUAUCUUGCAAUACUGAUCAAUCUGAGAUUGUCCUAUGGGAAGAGAUGGUCUCGUAUCAUCAGAACCGAAUUGAACACAGCUAUAUUCCUAAGUUGAGGGCAAGCUUUAAAGCUCACGAUGCUGCCCCCAGGAGGAACGGUACUAACACACUAGAAAACAGUGGAGUCUCUGAUGCUGCCCUAUCUGUCCUGCGGACUCUUCUUUUUAAUGGUAAUAUUAACGGUGCAAGCACCCUUGAAAAGCACAUGAGUCUUGUUAUCGCAGCAUACAACCUGCGUCGAACAAGGAACAUUGAGGAGGUACUCUACAGCUCUUCAAGCGCGACUUCCAGAUCGAAGAGCUUGUGGUCUAAUAUCUGCCUGCUCGCCCGGCUCCGAGUCUCAUUCCAGAAUUUCAAGGACAUUUCUCUCACACUUCCAAGCUUCGAACAAGUCACAAUCAUCCUGGUCUCUCGUCCUUUUACGCCUGUAAAUCCGUCUCAACGCCCGCUCAACUUGAAUGAGACCUUCGGUAUCCUCCAACUUAAGCUAGAUCCUACCACAACGAAAGCCGUCUUAGGCGAGAAUUGGACAGUCCCUAAGAUUAAAGGCGAGUUCGCAAAACAGCAGAAGCAAAAGCCAAACAUACACGCCGAGGUUCAAAUGUUGAUGUCUCUGAAUACUAAUGGAUCAUCUACGUCAGGUUUGUUCCCGUAUUUUGGAUGUAGUAAGCUCAGCUGUUUCAUGUGCAAUCACUUUAUUCAAUCGUAUGGGCGAUUCACGACGAGAGGGUGCCAUGGACGCCUCUUCAAGCCAUGGACCGUGCCAAGUGUGGAUCGACUACUGCCUGGUCAGGCCGAUCGGAUAGCAAAGGCUCUUAUAUUAGUUCAAAAGGAGGUUAAGAAAAAAUUGACGGCCUCAGUCGAGGGCCAUAUUCGGCAUGAACGAACUUCGGUUAUCGGGGGAAGCAGUGUCUUAAGUGGUCGGCAAGAGGAGCGCUCACAGAGACAGUUGCAGAUUGACCGGCUAAGGAUGAAAGCAGAACGCAACAGAGUUACAGAAAUGUUUAGAAGGCAAACGGAGAACACGACCAGUUCAGCCAGCCCCACCUAUUCAACUCCAGAAGGAAAUGAGCCGCACUGGGAGGAGUGCGAUAUAUGCAUGAGACCGACGACGAGAACGUGCAGCAUUUGCAACAAAGACUUCUUCUGCAGAGAUUCGUGCCAGGAGAAAAGAUCCGGAAGCCAUUUGUUCACGUGCUCUAAACGCCCACUUACUUCCGCCGAUUAUCUCUGGAAGUCAUUGAUAGACGAUCUCAUGCCUGAAGAUGAGGAUGUUCUUGAAGAUUUCGGAUUCAACAACGUUCUCUUUGGCGGGGACCAGACUUACCUUCUAGGGCUCUACCAAGGCCUCUAUCUUUCCGGCAAGUUCUCAGCGGAGGACAUACAUGAGUGGCGUGUUGGGGACAUCCUGGUCGAUAAGAUCAAGGAGUUCUAUUACAGCAUUCCGCAGAAUUCUCGUGGGCAAUACUUUCCCUGGUUUCUGAAGAAUUCCUAUGCCCUAGAGCGCCAUAUGACCAAAGAAGAAGCGCAACAAAAUUUAAUAGCGACCUUCUACGACAAGGCCAGGCCGUACUUAGAUAUCGAGGAUCGCAACAAGACAGCUAGGGAACUACAGCCAGAAGCUAAGGGAAGUAGUUACAACUUGCUAGCGGGAGUGUUAUUCCGCGCUAGUCCUAAUCCGAUUGAUAGAAAUUGGUACUCUUUCGGGUUUGUAACCUGCCGCGGACAGGGCGAAGAAAGUGUGCUCGUAGAUCUCUACCAGCUCCUUCUUACCGAAAGCGACGGAAGUUUUUUCUACGAGUUCCAUAACAGUCGAAGAGGUGUCAUUAAGCCUGCCACAUUCACACAAUUUUGGAAAGCAUAUGAAACGGGAACACUUAUCCAGCUCAUGGAUUCGAAGGGGCUGAAGGAACUACGAUCCAGGCUCCCGUUCCUAGAGGGCUUUUUGUCCGUGGGGCCGGCCGACCCCCUCCCAUCCGUAUGGAACCUGAAGCAGUGUGUUGAGAUCAACGAUCUGAUGGACCAUCCGCCCAUUCCAUCAGUCAACGUUGACUAUGGAUUUAUCAACUGCCAUAAUUUCGAGGAAACUUGCAUACUGAUGGAAAUUUACGGAAAGGUUUUGAAGACUGCGAAUCCACUGGAACUCCACCAGGCGUGUGUGGCUGGUGAUUUGUUUCAAUAUGCAAGUGACUAUGUCUGGAUGGAGGAGCGGUGGAGGUCUUUGAUGAGGAAUAUUUAUCCUUUGAAAGAAGUGGUGGAGUCGGAGCUGGGGCCAGAGCUGAGAUCAGACGUAGGGUCAGAGGCGAAUGAAGAUCCUGCGGGUUUGCCAUCGCUAUUGUCGAGACUUUGGGAGUUCAUUAGAUAAUAAAUAGCUUCUAGUUCUACCUUAUACAGCGCUGUAUGGGGGGAGUGAGCCAUUUUCGUCGACGAUGUUGUUGCAAGUAAAUGUUAAAGAUCAGGUGGCAUGUUCCUAUCACGUGCCACAAGCUUUAGGCCUGAG
Pseudogymnoascus verrucosus is the source of this 2979-nucleotide messenger RNA. RefSeq lists its product as uncharacterized. Lineage: Eukaryota; Fungi; Ascomycota; Leotiomycetes; Thelebolales; Thelebolaceae. The record is from RefSeq and is a predicted model, not a curated record. The transcript has 3 exons. Bases 34 to 2844 code for a protein of 936 amino acids.